Megalops cyprinoides (Indo-Pacific tarpon) is the source of this 1476-nucleotide messenger RNA. RefSeq names its product nuclear receptor subfamily 0, group B, member 2a (gene nr0b2a). NCBI's taxonomy places the organism in Eukaryota, Metazoa, Chordata, Actinopteri, Elopiformes, Megalopidae. Bases 127 to 936 code for a protein of 269 amino acids. The record is from RefSeq and is a predicted model, not a curated record. The transcript has 2 exons. Gene Ontology annotation, cellular component: cytoplasm; nucleus. Gene Ontology annotation, biological process: negative regulation of transcription by RNA polymerase II; circadian rhythm. Gene Ontology annotation, molecular function: transcription factor binding; transcription corepressor activity.
AGACGUCCCGUCAGCGUCCCGGCAACCCGGACAAAGCAUUCUGUACGCGCAGAAGACGCGGCUACUCUCAUUUUUUUUUUACCACCGUGCCAAAAAAUAGCGUAGUUUUUUUUCCCGCCGCCAACGAUGUCUCGCAUCAACGACGAGAUGAGCAACGGAUGCCAGUGCCAGGGCCGCAAGGACAGGCAGCCCAACGCCAUCCUGUUCAACAUCCUCAGCCGCCGGGACGGCCGCGCCCCCGCCACUGGGGGGGGUACCGAGUACGGCUCGCGGCCGCACAACUGCCACUGCGCGACGCGGCGCACCGUCUGCCUGAAGGCGCCCGAGGAGACCUGCCAGGUGGCGUCCGGCGUGCUGGUCAAGACCAUCCACUUCAUGAAGAGCCUGCCCUCCUUCCAGCAGCUGCCGCCCAAGGACCAGCUGUCUCUCCUCCAGAGCUGCUGGGCGCCGCUCUUCAUCCUUGGGCUGGCGCAGGAAGGCGUGGACUUCGAGGUGACCGACACCCCCGUCACCAGCAUGCUGAAGAGGAUCCUGCUGACGGGCAAGGAGCACCGGGGGCCCAGGGAGGCGGACAGGGCGCAGCCCACGCUGGCCGGGGUGCACAAGCUCAAGUCCUGCCUCGACAAGUUCUGGAGCUUGGAUCUGAGCCCCAAGGAGUACGCCUAUCUCAAGGGAGCCAUGCUGUUUAACCCCGAUGUGCCACAGCUGAAAGCUGCGCUGUUCAUUGAGGGUCUGCAGCAGGAGGCGCAGCGCGCCCUGAGGGAGGUCGUCCUGCCGCUUCACCCGCAGGACAGGGGCCGUUUCGCCCGCAUCCUUCUCACCGCCUCCGCGCUCAAGACCAUCAACCCCAGCCUGGUCACCGAACUGUUCUUCCGGCCGGUCAUCGGCCAGGCGGAUCUGUUAGAGCUGUUAGCCGAGAUGCUCUUCACGAGGUAGACAAGAGCGUGACAACAACGCUUGAUAUAAAUAUAUAUAUCUUUUCUAGACGCGCGCACGCUACACGUGCGUAAAACCUCUGGUCUCGAGCGCACGGCGGUGCACGUGGACACAACCGAACAUUCGCCGCGCGGGGCUGUGCGCGAGGCGGAACCGGUCGAUGGUGGGCUGCAAAAGAGCAGCGGGGAAAAAAGACACUGAAACGUUAGGAAAAAACAACGAAACACGCACCGCUGUGGACGUGCUUCUGCUUUUCAUGACGAGGUCUACCGCAUUAGAAUGCAUCCUCUCAAAGAUAUUUGAACAAAGCAUGUUUAACAUUAACAUUUAUAGUUGUUUACAUCCACUCAUUGCACAUCUUUUUUUUCAAGUAGACACAUUCUGAGUCAAUUUAAAUCUUUUAAAAUGUGUCUUGCAGCCAGACGAGUGGACUUUUUUGUGACACUGUAUGUAUCUCUGUAGAGAUGCUACAGAGAGUAAUGCUUUGGUGUUUUGUUGUUUGUCGUUUGUCAUGUCUUCUCGAUUUAAGUCACUUUCUUA